CUCGGGGCAUCGGUCGUCCGCGGAACUCACGUACAGCUCGAAUCCGAAGUCGCUUCUGUGUCAACGCAGCAUAGUAUAUCACGGCGGCCAGACGGGUCGUGUCUAACUUUCGAGAGAUGCCAGGCCGUUAUACCAGGUGUCGCACGCGCUGUCAGCUCAACCAUGCGCAAAGGAUCAAGCCUCUCCGGGUAUAGUCGCCUAGUACGCUUACGCAGCAAGCCCAGCGUGGGCGGGGUGGUUUGUAGUUUGAGGUUGUCCACCUACGUCACGGGCAUUGGCAGGGUCGCGCCGAAGUGCGAUGUUUUGAGUCGCGAGCGAAGGCCGAACGUCCGAUAUAUUGAUGUUACCGGCCACAGUGGCGGUCGCUAUCGAACCUGUGAUGAAGUGGAGGUGCAGUGGAUGUUCAACACCGCAGCAGGUCGCCCUGUCUGUCGUUUUCGCUCUCUCAGGGCACGAUUAAUGUUACUUGGCGUCCCAGGUUGGCGCAGGGACCAUCAUCUGCACGACACCUCUUCCCCGUGCAAACACGUAUGUUGACUCAGAUUAAUGCUGUUGAUCAGACACUGUCAUGCUUCGAAGCCUACGGACGCUA
This is a messenger RNA of Baudoinia panamericana UAMH 10762, 592 nucleotides long. RefSeq lists its product as uncharacterized. Lineage: Eukaryota; Fungi; Ascomycota; Dothideomycetes; Mycosphaerellales; Teratosphaeriaceae. The coding region runs from base 163 to 537 and encodes 124 amino acids. The transcript has a single exon. The record is from RefSeq and is a predicted model, not a curated record.